Molecule: messenger RNA, 882 nt
Organism: Bufo bufo (common toad)
Lineage: Eukaryota; Metazoa; Chordata; Amphibia; Anura; Bufonidae
Product: interferon lambda-3-like
Exons: 8
Coding region: 1-882 (293 amino acids)
Biological process (GO): positive regulation of immune response; cell surface receptor signaling pathway via JAK-STAT; innate immune response
Molecular function (GO): cytokine activity
Source: RefSeq, a predicted model, not a curated record
AUGGAAGGAAGGGAGCCGAUUACACAGAUUGUGCAGGAUGGGUCCAAGCUGGAACUCCUGCAAGCUGCUCUCAUCACUGGGUCGCACACAUGGAAGCCGACUUCUGACAUUGGUGACGGUGUGUCCACUAAUUUGCCCCAGCAGGGUUGUCCCAGUGAUCAUCUGAUUCUGACCUUGGAUCGAUUUACAAUAAACACAGAGGUUCUGAGGGAAUCACCAGAACACAGUAAAACGCCUUCUGAGGAACUGAAGCUAUGGCUGCACCAUCUCCAGCACUUUGUGGAAGAAAUAAGUCUCCUUUUCAAAGGAAGAGAAGAAGGUCUCCAGAUCGACAUCAAUACUCCAGCCAUGGACGUCAGACUGGUGGUCUUCUGUAUUCUAUUUGUUGCCGUGACCGGACAUCCACACAAGAGACGCUGUUCAAUGUCCAGAUAUAAAUCAGUAUCUUCCACUGACAUCAAGAUGAUCAAAGAACUGCAGAAUGAACAUGAGAAGGACAUUUCCACCAGUGCAAUGAAAUGCUACAGAAGAAUGAUGAGACACAAGCCGUCUGUAUGUGACCUAAAUCCCAGUGACCGUCUGAUUCUGACUUUGGAGCGAGUUACAAUAACAGCAGAGGUUCUGGCAAAUCUGGCCACAUCUGAUGUGCUUGACCCUGUAUCACAGUCACUCAUGAUGUUCCUCAAGAUCAGGGAUGAUCUUCUGAUCUGUAGGGAGUCAUCAGAAUACAGUAGCACAACUUCUGAGGAGCUGAUGCCAUGGCUUCACCAUCUCCAGCAAUUUUUGGAAGAGGCAUCUCCACAAUGUCUCCAGGACGCCGUGUUACUCAGCCUCAUCUCACUAAUGGUGGAAGAUGUUGGGUGUUGGGCUCAUGUAAAAUAA